Molecule: messenger RNA, 876 nt
Organism: Olea europaea var. sylvestris
Lineage: Eukaryota; Viridiplantae; Streptophyta; Magnoliopsida; Lamiales; Oleaceae
Exons: 5
Coding region: 177-653 (158 amino acids)
Source: RefSeq, a predicted model, not a curated record
AAUGCGAGACCAAUCGAUUGAGAAACGUACACGUCUAUCCGGUCUCGCGCUCCUGGUGUCUUUCACUAUUUUGAAUCUAUGCUGUCCGUCCUUUCAUUACUACAAAGAGAAACACACUCAGCUAGAAAGAGAGAAAAUCCCAAGACAAGAGAGUAAAUUUCCGGUCAUUUCUUGCAAUGGCCUUCAUAUCUUUCGUCGGAAGGGUUGUCUUCGUCUCUGUCUUCGUCCUAUCUGCGUACCAAGAGUUCAAUGAAUUUGGUGUUGAUGGUGGGCGAGCAGCAAAGUCUUUGAGGCCAAAGUUCGACGUUUUCGCCAAGCAUAUUACGUCCCACACUGGAUAUGAAUUACCACAUGUAGAGACGAAAAAUUUAAUCUUGGGUGCCAUGAUUAUGAAGGGACUCGGAAGCCUGUUGUUCAUUUUUGGCAGCUCUCUUGGAGCUUUUAUCCUUCUUCUGUAUCAGGUAAUUGCGAUCACCAUCUUAUACGACUUCUAUAACUACGAUGCUGAUAAGAAACAAUUUGUUGAGCUCUUCGUGAAUUUCACGCAGGGUUUGGCACUUCUCGGUGCUCUGCUCUUUUUCAUCGGGAUGAAAAACUCAAUAUCAAGAAGAUCGUCUAAGAAGAAGGUGGCUCCUAAAGUGAAAAUAACUUGAGAGGAUAUUGAAGUUCGGUUUUGAUAACGGCGACAAUAUUCCUUAUUAUUGUUCGUGGCAGUUUUUGUAAGAAUGUAUCAUUUGCAGCACUGAUGUGCCUUAAUAUGAUUUAUUGUCCUAUUUAACAUGUUUAACUUAAAGCCUAAGUUUAAGAGAAUUCCUUUUGUAAGUCUUGAAAUUCAGAAAUUAAUCGUAGACAAAAGAGAGACUGGCUUUAUAUUUC